This is a messenger RNA of Drosophila ananassae, 3638 nucleotides long. RefSeq names its product facilitated trehalose transporter Tret1. Gene Ontology annotation, molecular function: transmembrane transporter activity. NCBI's taxonomy places the organism in Eukaryota, Metazoa, Arthropoda, Insecta, Diptera, Drosophilidae. Bases 1355 to 3517 code for a protein of 720 amino acids. The transcript has 7 exons. The record is from RefSeq and is a predicted model, not a curated record. Gene Ontology annotation, biological process: transmembrane transport. Gene Ontology annotation, cellular component: membrane.
CGGUUUCAGUUUGUUUUUACCGCGCGACACGUUCAGGUGUUAGCCCUAACCGCCGGGCAGCCUUAGACUUCUCAAAGAAUUUCUCGCGGAAUAUAUUAAGUGUAGUGUAGUGGAGUUUGUCAAAUAAUGUCAUUCAGCCUAAGUAGCUACUAGGUAUCAACACUCUUGCUCCUGUUUAAAAAAAAAAAAACAGCCAAAAACCAGUUGAGAUUUUUUGGCGAAAUCAUUCGAAAGUUCAACAGACCGAUUAAACCUGCUGUAAUCCCUUAACAAACGACUUGUAUGCGUAUAGUAUACAUAUAUCUCAUCGAUUAAGUGCAGUGUUUCGACUUCGUCUUGGAGUUCCGUGGCACGCAGCUCCUCCUUUAACCCUUUAAUGCAAGUUAGAAGCUUGGCCAUUAACCGCCUGACUUAUGGCCAUUAACGAGCGAGUUUUUGUGUUUUAUUUUUUGUUUUCGCUAUUGUGAAACCUUUAUCUGAAAAUGUCUCAAUCUCAGUAAAUAUAGCAAUCGGGUGCUAUAUACCCCAAAAAGCAAAGUCAAGAAUUGACACUGGAUUUUCGAAAAAGUUAAAACCUACCGAAGGUGGAUAUUCCACAUACAGACGGCAGUCGGUGAAGGUGCGGCACCAUCCGUGGAAGUUUUUCGAUUUCGGGUUCGUCUUCAAAAACUUUAACGACCGGUUUACCGGGAUCCCAUUACCACAAUGCGAUUUAUUACACAUCUCAUAGAUAGUGUCUUACCACUAAACUCAAUUUCUAUCCAACCCAAAAAUAACUGGUUUUCACGCUCAAGGCUUUCCUUUUUUCAAAAUUUGACUUAAUUUGUGCAGAUGCAUAAAUUUCAUAUUAAUUUUCAUAAAUCAUCGGAUGAUGAUAUCCCACGUGAGAAAUGAAUUGAGAAUUGAAUACAAUCCGCACCUUAUUGCUACUUUCUUGUUGGCUUUUAAAAAGAAAUUAUUUCCGACGCGUACACACAUAUAAACACGUAAUAGUCAAUUGUGUCAAAAACUUCACUCGCCCCCCAAUAUCACAUCGCAUAAUAAACGAGCUGGAAUAAAUAAAGAAAGCGGACAAAACAAGAAGACGUCGAAUAAGUGUCGAAUUAUUGAGUAUUUUUUCUUUGAUUUCAAAAAAGGUUUCGCCACUUAGCGCCACUGUCGGGAGCCAUUAAUAAAAAAUGAUUGCCAAAUGAUGCCAAACUAAUGGGAAAAAGCCAAUGUAUAUAGUAUAGUACUCAGUGGAGUAGUGACACUGCAAAAUAAAUAAAAAUUAUAAGCUCACAGGCAAAGAAAACAAACUAAGACGAACAGCAGCACGUGAACAAACUUAAAGGCGCAUCAAGUAUACGCCACGAUGUCCAAUGGCAAGGCCGACACAGCUGGCGCAACAGCUGAGAAAAACGGAUCUCUGAACGAUCGGCCAUUGUUCAUGCAAGGCGUUAAUGGAGGACGCAUUGCACCCGCCAACGAUGUGGAAGUCAGCAACUUUCGCCGCGCCCUCCCACAGUUCCUUGCUGUUAGUAUUAAGAACAUAUUGCUAUUCGGCUAUGGCAUGACAUUGGGUUUUCCCACGAUCGUGAUCCCUGCCAUUCAGGGCGGCGAGGGACGCAGUGAGUCCAGUGGCGACAUUAUCCUCAACAAGGAUGAGAUCUCCUGGUUCAGUUCUAUUAAUCUGAUUUGUGUGCCACUGGGUUGCUUGUUUUCGGGAAUUAUAACCCAACCUUUGGGAAAACGAAGAGCUAUGCAGUUUGUCAACCUGCCCAUUCUGGCCGCCUGGCUGCUGUUUCACUUUGCGACGCGCACGGAGCACCUGUAUGCGGCUUUAUGCUUGGCUGGACUCGGCGGCGGUUUAAUGGAGGCGCCGGUGCUCACCUAUGUGGCCGAGAUCACAGAGCCAAAGUACCGGGGCAUUCUAUCAGCUCUGGGAACUACCUGUGUCAUCACCGGUGUCUUCAUACAGUUCAUACUGGGAUCUCUGAUGGACUGGCGAAGUGUGGCUGCGGUGAGUUCGGCCUUUCCGGUCAUUACCAUUGUGAUGCUGUGCUUUGUGCCGGAGUCUCCGGUCUGGCUGAUCCGCGAACAGAGAUUCCGAGAGGCUGUGAAGUCACUGCAAUGGCUGCGUGGCUGGGUACCCGAGCACAAGAUCGAGGCGGAGUUCAAUCAGUUGUACGACGAACUGAUCACCCAAAAGGCCAUCGAAAUGGCUGCCGAUGGAGCACCGCCCCCGGGACAGCGUAGUACUCUGGCCCAACGAUUGCGAAUGUGGCGGAAGCGUAGUUUCCUGGUGCCCUUCAUCCUGGUAUCCUUUACCUUCUUUACGGGCCACUUCUCCGGAAAGACGCCUCUGCAAACGUACGCUGUCCAGAUUUUCCACACCCUCAAGGCGCCGAUGAACAAGUACCAUGCCACCAUUCUCCUCGGAGUGGCCGAGAUGCUGGCCACCAUUUUGGGUGUUUGCCUGAUCCAUUUUACAGGCAAGCGACCAUUGGUUUUGGUUUCCACUGUCGGAACAGGCCUGUGUUUCUUCGGUACUGCCACCUACGCUCAUUUCCUGAAUGAAGUUCCGGGCUUCACGGUCAACAAUGUGGUGGUCAAUGCCUCCUCAAUCGUGCCCAAGGAGGCCAUACUCUCCCAGGCUAAUAUCUCAAAGAUUUUUGAGUCCGAACAAAUGGCUAUCAGACAGGAAACGGAACAGUUUACGACAUUGCUGCCGGACUUGGAAACCACAACCUUCUUCGAGACGGAAUCAAACAAUCGCAGUAAGCGGCAAGCCGAUGAUUUGGAUACUACGGAUGCUCCGUUGGAGACCACAAUGUAUCCAGAGCCAGUCAGCAGUCCAGAACCCCCUCCCAGUUCUACCACUACUCCGACGACUACGUCGACAGCAAAACCACCCAUAGUGGAGGAAAUUCUACUGGUGGUGCCGAAGCAGGAGCAUAACUAUCUGGUUUGGCUGCCACUCAUUCUAUUGCUGCUAUCUGCCUUCUUCUCCCACCUGGGCAUCCGCAUGAUACCCUGGAUUCUCAUCGGCGAGGUAUUCCCCGCAGAGAUACGUAACAGUGCCUCUGGAUUUGCUGGCGGGGUGGGAUAUAUAUUCGGGUUCUUGGCCAACAAGCUCUUCCUGGUAAUGCUCAGCGCACUUACUUUGCCAGGAACGUUCGCAUUCUACGCUAGUGUGGCCUUUGUGGGAACCAUUGUGCUUUACUUCACACUUCCGGAGACGGAAGGACGUACCCUGGGUGAAAUUGAGGCACACUUUUCUAAGAAAUCCGACAUGAAUCUGCUGCGCAAGCAACCCAGCGCCAAGUUGCCAAUAAAGGAGGAAACUCCAUAUCCGGCAAACACCCUUAACGUUGAAAGCAUGCAGAGUUUCCACGUACCUAUCACCUCGCAACAGCAGGCCAAGAUCAUCCAUCUGCAGCAGAGUGACUUCACUCCCAGGCCACAGAACGGCCGUACAGCUAACACAGGAAUGACCAAUCCGGCAUUUGAGGAGAGCAACACCACGCACCUGUGAGGGCCAUAUUGUUAUGUGGCUGUAUUGUUAGUGUCAUUGCCUAAUUACAUCCUUAUCUCUAAAAAGUGCUUAACAUUUCAGUGAUAUUUCUGAGAAAUAAACAUAGUUUUAUACAUGUGUA